UCUAACUGGAGUAACGUUAGCAGCUGACUGGCGUGGCCGCCUUCAACAACAGUACAAUUGCGCCAAGCACUGUCGCUUUAUCCUACCAUUCUUUUUAGACUGUAGUUUAUUUGUUGUUUUUUUGUGUGGUUUGAUCUGCGUUUAAUCGCGACUGGUGAUAUGGAAAGGAAAGCUGACCGUUGAAGGCUUGUGAAAUCGCAGGCUAACGGCUCACGUCGAAUUGUUUACGUGUAGCUAGUUAACAGUUAGCCAGUUAGCAAAUCUGACAGCCGAUAUGAUGGCACGUUUGAGAAUGAAAUGGAUGUUCGUGUCAUUCGGUAUGGAUUUAUAGGUUCAUACACACUCUCUCCACAUCGGAUGUGGUCGAAUCGAGUGAGUUAGAAACAACGAUUAAAGCACGAUGGAUAAACCUCCUUUUAGACAGAAUCAGGUCUGUGGCUCUUGGCACAUGAAGGAGAGGCUUGGAACAGGUGGAUUUGGUCAUGUCUACUUGUAUCAGAAUCAGGAGUCCUCAGAAAAAAUUGCUGUGAAGCUCUGUCGGCUUGAACUUAAUUCCAAAAACAAAGACAGAUGGAGCCGAGAGGUUCAGAUUAUGAAAAAGCUAAAACAUGUUAAUGUAGUGACAGCAAAAGAUGUGCCUGAUGAGAUGAUGCACAUUGCCUUGAAUGAUUUACCACUUUUAGCCAUGGAAUACUGUUCCAAGGGAGACCUUCGAAAGUUGUUAAGCAAACCUGAAAAUUGCUGUGGGUUAAAAGAGAGUGAGGUGUUGGCUUUACUAAAUGAUGUCGGUUCCGGAAUCCAGUACCUCCAUGAGAAUAAGAUCAUUCACAGAGAUCUCAAGCCAGAGAAUGUUGUACUGCAGGACAUCAAUGGAAAGCUUGUCCACAAAAUAAUCGAUCUUGGCUAUGCCAAAGACCUGGACCAGGGGAGCCUAUGCACUUCAUUUGUGGGCACUUUGCAAUAUCUGGCUCCAGAGCUGUUUGAAGGCAAGUCAUACACAGUCACUGUUGACUAUUGGAGCUUCGGCACCAUGAUCUUUGAGUGCUGUUGUGGAUUCCGCCCUUUUCUUCACAAUCUCCAGCCUGUGCAGUGGACAAGCAAAGUGCGAAACAAAGGCCCGAAGGACAUAAUGGCUGUGGAAGAUAUGAAUGGAGAGGUCCGGUUUUCUACCCACCUUCCAUACCCCAACAAUUUAAGCAGGACACUACUGCAGCCCUUGGAGGGACUGUUGCAGCUGAUGCUUAAGUGGGACCCAGUACAAAGAGGAGGAGGAUUAAAUCCAGACGCAAAACAGCCCCAUUGUUUCGGUCUUCUUGAUCAAAUACUAAACAUUAAGGUUGUUCACAUCUUGAACAUGACAACGACCCAAGUACACUCGUUUCUGCUCAGCCCAGAUGAAGGGCUCCUCUCCCUGCAACAAAGGAUUGAGGCUGAGACCAAAAUUGAACUUCUGAAUCAAGAGCUUUUGCAGGAAACGGGAGUUAUGUUAGAUCCCAGGAAACCUGCUGCACAGUGUGUUUUAGAUGGAGUAAGAGGAUGGGACAGCUACAUCGUAUAUCUGUUCGACAAGAGCUUAACCAAGUACUCAGGACCUCUAACAGCUAGAACACUUCCUGAGAGUGUCAACUUUAUUGUGCGGGAAACCAGAACCCAACUCCCUCUCAGUGCCCUGAAGAAGGUAUGGGGUGAGGCAGUUAGCUACAUCUGUGGUCUCCGAGAGGACUACAGUCGCCUCUUCCAGGGUCAACGUGCAGCCAUGUUGAGCCUCCUUCGCUACAACACCAAUCUUACACGAUACAAGAACAUGAUGUUCUCAUUUUCCCAGCAGUUGAAAGCUAAGCUUGAUUUUUUUAAGAGCAGCAUACAAUACGACUUGGAGAAAUAUAGCGAUCAGAUGCAGUAUGGCAUAUCCUCAGAGAAGAUGCUGAAGGCUUGGCAGGACAAUGAAGAGAAGGCAGCUGCAUUUGUACAGGUGGCAGAGAUUGGUCAUUUAGAUGAGGAGAUUAUGGCGCUGCACUCGGAAAUUGUUGAGCUUCAGAGAAGUCCUUAUGCUCGUCGACAAGGAGACGUCAUGGAGCAGCUGCAGGAGAGAGCAAUUGAACUCUACAGACAAUUGAAGACAAAAUGCAAAAUGCCAGACCCCCAGCAUGGCUACAGUGACAGCUCGGAGAUGGUGAAAGUCAUUGUACAAACUGUCCAAAAUCAAGACAGGGUGCUAAGAGAUCUUUAUGCACAUCUCAGUAAAAUACUUCUGAGCAAGCAGAAGAUUAUCGACCUCUUCCCUAAAAUCGAGAGGACACUGGAGUGCAUUAAGGAGGCAGACAGCACUGUCAUGCAGAUGCAAAUCAAGAGACAAAGAGAGUUUUGGCACUUACUAAAGAUCGCCUGUGCACAAAACAUUACACGAGGCCCUGUAAGCCAGAGUGCUGAGAUGCUCUCUUCACUGUCAACAUGGAAUCAGACUCAAGCCCAGUGUUCUUCUCGAUCACCCAUGUCCCUGCAAGUGCCACACGAUGGUGAAUCAGUCAAUCAUCUGCUUGAGGAGAACCAGCGCUACCUGAGCCAACUAACCAGUUUACUGCAAGAAACACCUGAAGAGAAAUCAGAAAGCAUAAUGGCUCAAGACUGGAGCUGGACUAAAUAUGAAUCGCUGCUUUCUAAAUCACAGCGCUUAUAGAGUCAAGACAUACUCUAUGACUGGAAGUAACAGUUUUUCUUUUAUAUACAGUUACUCAUCAUCACUGGAUUGGGAUUUGUGUUGAUUUGUAUAAUUUGUUAAUCCUAAAGUAACCUUUGACUGUAUCUAAAUUCAGUUAAAAUCACAUUUUGCGGUGUUGUAGCUACCCUGUAUAUUUUGAGGAUGCAUUUUGAAUUGACAUGGAACCAACAACAUGCAACAAAUAUCUAGAAAUGUAUUUAUUUACAUAUGUCAUAGUUCUCUGUAUGGGCUGAUUGUACUGUCAUUUUAGCUGGGUAAUUUGUUUGUAGUUCAGCAUCUGCACUUUAAAGGCUCACUGUGAAUGUUCUGAAAGUGUGAGGUCAAUGAAAUUGGUCACGUCACUUAUUGAAAGUAAGGAAGAAUAGAGACAAACCUUUUCCAUUUCUGAAUAAGACACAGAAAUACACAAAGGCAGUGAUGGUAACCAAUAUUGAAUAAUGGUUAAGAAUGACUGUGAUUGUUCAUCAGUGGGCACAUUUUAAUGAAUUCAAAUGAGCCAUCAUACAAAAAUAAAGAAUAAUAGAUUGUUAUAUUUGAAAUUCAUAGUUAUAUUAUUUUCCUGUAAUUGAGUUGGUCCUGUUUUUCACAUUUUUUGGCUCAAAGACGAUCAGCUCAACAAGAGUUAUUAUAUAUCAUAAACUAAAAAAGACUUUUUUUUUCUGAGGAUAUUUCGGGUUUAAAAUUGACAUCUUCUGAAUGAACACUUAGGUUUUAAUGUGUUUACUGUGUACAUGACAAAUAAACUGUAAUAAAAGUG
Molecule: messenger RNA, 3476 nt
Organism: Triplophysa dalaica
Lineage: Eukaryota; Metazoa; Chordata; Actinopteri; Cypriniformes; Nemacheilidae
Gene: chuk
Product: component of inhibitor of nuclear factor kappa B kinase complex
Exons: 22
Coding region: 401-2677 (758 amino acids)
Biological process (GO): peptidyl-serine phosphorylation; positive regulation of transcription by RNA polymerase II; tumor necrosis factor-mediated signaling pathway
Cellular component (GO): IkappaB kinase complex; cytoplasm
Molecular function (GO): ATP binding; IkappaB kinase activity
Source: RefSeq, a predicted model, not a curated record